Messenger RNA from Ceutorhynchus assimilis (cabbage seed weevil), 2643 nucleotides. Lineage: Eukaryota; Metazoa; Arthropoda; Insecta; Coleoptera; Curculionidae. The record is from the annotation of a GenBank genome assembly.
UUCCAUUUCCAACCGAUCCAAGUGCACGGCGACCCAGCGAACAGCUGAUUUUGACAACCGUUCGGUUCACAAAUUUAUUUCGAGUAGGAUUUUUGUCAACAAAAGUGCAUUUGAAAAAAUACGAUUCCGCGAAGAAAAGUUACAAUGGCGGGGCCUUCGGCGAUCAACCCUCUAAAAUACAUAAUCGACCGACAAUAUAGCGAGGAUUUAUUCAUAAAAAAUAAAUUAUUUAAAGAACGUCUAGCAAAAGCCAAGAAUUUGUAUAGGAAAGAUUUGGUGUCUCACUAUGGGUGUGUGAAUGCAAUUGAAUUUUCUCAAAACGGGGAAUACUUGGUUUCAGGUGGUGAUGACAGAAGAGUCUUAUUAUGGAAAAUCCCAGAGGCAGUCUACGAAGGCAACUGCAUAUCCUGUUCCAGAAACAUACCGGAAGGCCUGGCUCCUAUAAUAAUGAAAAAAACGCACAACAGCAACAUAUUUUGCGUCGCUUUCAGUUCGAAACACACUAGAAUUUUUUCAGGAGGCAACGAUGACCAAGUCAUCAUACAUGAAGCUUACUAUGAGCAUCCUUUAUCAAUUAUACCUCACAGAAAACCUGUUUACGGUCUAAGUGUGAACCCACAAAAAGAUGAAAUAAUUGCAACUGCAGGAGAGGAUGGAAGACUUUUGCUGUACGAUAUCAGAGAUACGCUACAACAUGAAGCCCAAGUGCUGGCCAAACAAAAGACUGGUUUCCAUUCUGUGAUGUUCAAUCCUGUUAAUCCAAGAUUUUUAGUUUCUGCUAAUUCCGAAGAAGGCAUAGCUUUGUGGGAUUGUAGAAAACCCAAAGAAGAAUUGGUGCGUUAUGAUCCUUCUAUAGGUAAAAUUUCAGGCAUAAGUGCCUGCUUUAAUUCUACAGGCAAAAAAGUACUGGCUCUUAGACGUCGGUUGCCUCCAGUACUUUACAAUACUCAAAGCGAACAGUCUAUUUGUCAGUUUUAUCAUCCACAGUACUAUAAUAGUUGUACUAUGAAAACUUGCUCUUUUGCAGGUGAAAAUGAUGAAUAUGUUUUAAGUGGUUCUGAUGAUUUUAAUUUGUAUAUGUGGAAGAUGCCUGAAGAUGAAGAUGAAUGGGGUGCUUGUCAUAUGGUACUAAAAGGACAUAGGUCUAUUGUGAAUCAAGUAAGGUAUAAUAGGCAUAAUAAUUUAAUUGCUUCUUCUGGAGUUGAGAAAAUGGUUAAGUUGUGGAGCACUAUUUCUAUGGGCCCUUGGACUGGAUCAUUGCUAAAAGAAUAUUCAGAACCUUCUAGAAUAAUAUACACUCAUCAAGAUUAUGCCGAGUUAGUUGGAAGCAGUGGCGAAAGAAUUUCGCAUGAUUACAGUGACCAAUCGACUUAUGAAGAUUCAAAAAUGAUGGCAUUUUUUGAUGCUCUUAUUCAAAGAGAAAUUGAAGGUUGGGCUAGUUCAGAAGAGACUCAAACAUCAGACAGUGAUUCUGAUGGGGACCAAGACUAUUCGAAAUUGCUUCAAGGUAUAUUGAGAAGCCGCAAUAAAACUUUUGAGGAGCCUAGGAAGCAUAAACAUAAUAGAAUUGCACAGUUGAUAUGCAAAAAACGAAAUACUUUAGCUAGGAUGGCUUACAAUAAAGCCUAUAGUUCUGUUCAGAGGAAACAAUUAAGAGAAAAACGGAAACGAAAAGCAAGAAUUGCUCAGAAACAAAAAAGCGCAAAUAAAAAAUUGAAGUUGAGCAGCUACUUUGAAACCAAGAAAAACAACUAUCUUAGUGAAAGUAGUGCAAGGUCUUUGCGGUACCGUACACGUCAGUGCCUGAGAGAAGCCCGCGAAAAUGCUGUGCUGGAUAUGCCCAGUACUAGUACAGGAAUAACUAGUUCAAACUCUUUAGUUUACACGAUGUUUAAUCAAGAUUCAGACGAUGAAGCUUUAAAUUUAUCUUUGAACGAGCCAGAGAAUGUUUCCUCAAAUAAUGAUGAAGAAGAAGAAGAAGUAAAUUUAGUCAAUAUUCUUCCUACACCUUUAAAUGGCACUCAAGAGCACAUAAUCAACAACCUGGAAAUUAUGUCCAACGUUGACAUACCAAUUUCAAAUGGCAGCAGUUCCAGCAACGAAACUGCAACAAACGAUUACAAUAAUGGAGCUUCAACUUCAGCAGGUUCAAGUGGAAGUUACAAAACCCCUUACCCAAACGACUCAGAAGAAGAUUCCCCCUCAACCAGUCCAGAAAACGGUUACAGUACCUCUACAAGUGAGUUUGAAUGUGCCACGCCUCCUAAAAAACGUCGGAAUCUUAGCCAAUCAGAUAGUGGUUGCGGUACCGGGCCUAGCAGUACCAAGUCGCGUAGGUUUAUGGAAAAAUAUGUUUGUUUUAAUGCUAGGAAGACGCCUGAAACGGUGCCUGGUACUUCGCAAAACGGCCACACUAGCGACGAGGAAAAUAGAAACGAGAGGUUUAGGAAAAAAAUUAGGAAAGUGCGCCUUAAUUUAAGGAAUCGAGUUUGUUCAAACGAUUCAGAUUCUAAUUAAGACUUAAGACUGUGUAUAUUAAAUGUAUUAGGAUGUUAACUUGUAAGGUUCAGCUUUUCUAUUUCUUUAUUAUUCCUCGCAUUUUGUUUAUUUUCAAAAGAUUUUUUUUUCAAAUAAUGAACUGCA